AUGGAAAAUAUCUUUCAUUUUUGGUCGAAGCUUCCAAUUUAUCAUACAUUACUUAUUCUCGUGACCUGUGGGGUCAUCUUAUUAUCAGCAUUACCUACUCAGGCAAAUGAAAAAACAGUAAUAACACUGAAAGAUUUGACAGAUAUUAUAGUAGAAAAAAGUUGUUCUUGUGCAGAAAAUGCAGAAAUUUUGAAAAAAAACGAUGAACACUUGAGAUUACUUUUUAAAAUCUCAUCCGUACGUGUUGUAAGCACGCUGCAAAGCCUCGUAAAUCACGUAAAUGCAGAAGUUACUUAUUUGAUAGAUUUAACUCGAUGGAAAUUAUAUGAGGAGAUCAAGAAAGUAUUUUCAAGACUGCUUAGCCAGCCAUCAGUUACCGAAUCUAUUGAUGAACUUAUUGAUAAUAUUCGCAAUCAGCUUUUUAUAAACACUGAAAUAUCACCGCAACGUUUGGAAAAAGAAGUUGAAAGGAUUGUACAAAAAUUUUUUGUUCAGUUAAUCCCUCCAACAUUUUUAUGCAUUACUACAGGACCUUGCAAAUCUGUAUCUCAGUCGUAUGCCAAUUGUCUACAAAACAAUGCACCAUCUUGGAAAAUAUUUUUUGGAGCAGAACCAAGCAGAAUCAGUGCUUUUUUACGUCAAACAAUCUUAAAAUAUCGUUUAAUAGAAAGUACCAUCGAUAAGUUGCAUAGAUCAGCAACCGAAAUUGAAUCAAUCAAUGAUAUAUGUUUAACACGAUAUACUCUGGUCACUAGUUGUGCUUCAAGUUGUUUACCAAAACAGUCUAGCAAUGAAGAAAAUAAAGCAAUUGGUUACUGUAGUGAUGACUGUAAAAAUGUUGUUCGCGCAUGCUUACAUGAAGGUGCUAAUGAUUGGGAUGCUUUUAUAUCAAUUUUGCGCAAAUUAAGUGCCGAUUUUGAUAAAGGUUUUAUUGAACUUGAAAAAGGCAUCGUUCGUUCAAUGUCGUAUGCAACCGAAGUACGAGCUCCAGUCAUAGCAAAAACAGUCAUACAAAAAUGCGGACGUGUUAGCUACGCGAAAGUAUCUGAUAAUACUCGAAAAGUUGAAUUUACGAAACCAAAUCCAAUUCAACGAAAAGCUGCUCAAAUGAUUCGACAAGAAGCUUCAAAUACUCGGCUAAUUUUAAUUUAA
Messenger RNA from Thelazia callipaeda (thelaziosis nematode), 1152 nucleotides. NCBI's taxonomy places the organism in Eukaryota, Metazoa, Nematoda, Chromadorea, Rhabditida, Thelaziidae. The record is from the annotation of a GenBank genome assembly.